Brassica oleracea var. oleracea is the source of this 673-nucleotide messenger RNA. RefSeq names its product betaine aldehyde dehydrogenase 2, mitochondrial. The record is from RefSeq and is a predicted model, not a curated record. Lineage: Eukaryota; Viridiplantae; Streptophyta; Magnoliopsida; Brassicales; Brassicaceae. The annotation marks the transcript as partial. The transcript is spliced from 6 exons. Gene Ontology annotation, molecular function: oxidoreductase activity.
CUUUUGUGGUGUUUUAGGUUACAUUCCAGCUGCAACUUCUGAGGAUGUGGAACUCGCGGUGGAAGCUGCUAGGAAAGCACUUACAAGAAACAAAGGAAAGGAUUGGUCUAAAGCAUCCGGGGCUGUUCGUGCCAGAUACUUACGUGCUAUUGCAGCUAAGGUAACGGAGAGGAAAUCUGAACUAGCUAAUCUUGAGGCUAUUGAUUGCGGUAAACCUCUAGAUGAAGCAGCAUGGGACAUGGAUGAUGUUGCUGGAUGUUUUGAAUAUUAUGCUGACCUAGCUGAAGGCUUAGAUGCAAAGCAGAAGGCUCCUCUUUCUCUUCCGUUAGAUACUUUUAAGGGCUACGUUCUCAAGGAACCCAUUGGUGUAGUUGGGCUGAUUACUCCAUGGAAUUAUCCGUUACUGAUGGCUGUUUGGAAAGUCGCUCCUGCACUUGCUGCUGGGUGCACGGCAAUACUGAAACCUUCUGAGUUGGCCUCCGUGACAUGUUUGGAGCUCGCUGAUAUUUGCCGCGAGGUGGGUCUGCCACCUGGUGUUCUUAAUAUUCUGACUGGUUUAGGAACUGAAGCAGGUGCUCCAUUGGCAUCGCAUCCACACGUUGACAAGAUUGUUUUCACUGGAAGCACGGCAACUGGAAGCAACAUUAUGACUUCUGCUGCCAAAUUGGUUAAA